Molecule: messenger RNA, 2937 nt
Organism: Bipolaris sorokiniana ND90Pr
Lineage: Eukaryota; Fungi; Ascomycota; Dothideomycetes; Pleosporales; Pleosporaceae
Product: glycoside hydrolase family 31 protein
Exons: 3
Coding region: 1-2937 (978 amino acids)
Biological process (GO): N-glycan processing; carbohydrate metabolic process
Cellular component (GO): glucosidase II complex
Molecular function (GO): alpha-glucosidase activity; carbohydrate binding
Source: RefSeq, a predicted model, not a curated record
AUGGCUGGCGGCGUCAUCUUCUUGGCUGCAGUCUCGGUCAAGCACGAAAACUUCAAAAUAUGCGAUCAAUCUGGCUUUUGCAAGCGAAAUCGCCAGUUUGCCGAUGACGUCGCUGCAUCAAGCUCCUGGAGCUCCCCUUACAUGCUCGACCCUGCCUCGAUAACCUUCAACAACGGCCAAUUGGAUGCUGUCGUCCUCAAGACGGUGAAAGAAGGCGAGGAGAAAGUUCGUCUGCCGCUUACUGUUACUUUCCUCGAGACUGGUGUCGCACGCGUUACCCUCGAUGAGGAGAAGAGGGCCAAGGGUAACAUCGAGCUCCGUCACGAUAGCAAGGCAAGGAAAGAGCGAUACAAUGAAGCCUCCAAAUGGGCUCUCGUUGGAGGGCUGACUCCUUCGACCGGUGCUGCAUUCAGUCCAGAUGCUGAGCAAGGAUACACCAAGAUCGUCUACGGCAAGGGCGGAAGACACCAAGCUGUUGUCCGACAUGCACCAUUCGGCAUCGAGUUCCAGAGGGAAGGAGAGACUCAGGUUAAGUUCAACGAGCGUGGCUACAUGAAUGUGGAGCACUGGAGACCAAAGAUUGAGAAGCCGGUGGAAGAGAAGAAGGAAGGCGAAGAAGUCAAAGAAGAAGAGAAGAAGGUUGAGCAACCCGGCGAAGACGAGAGCACAUGGUGGGAAGAGAGCUUCGGUGGCAACACCGAUAGCAAGCCCAGGGGCCCUGAAGCUGUGGCGCUUGACAUCUCUUUCCCAGGCUACGCACAUGUCUUUGGUAUUCCAGAGCACGCAACAAGACUCUCACUCAAGACUACACGAGGCGGCGACAAUGCCUACACUGAGCCAUACCGUCUGUACAAUGCCGAUGUCUUUGAAUAUGAGAUGGACAGCCCUAUGACUCUCUAUGGCGCCAUUCCCUUCAUGCAAGCCCAUCGCAAGGGCUCAACCGUCGGUGUGUUCUGGCUGAAUGCUGCCGAGACCUGGAUUGAUGUCACCAAGAAAAGAAACACUGUGAACCCUCUCGCCCUUGGUGUUGAGGGUCACACUGACACACAAACUCACUGGAUGUCUGAGAGCGGUCUGUUGGACGUCUUCGUCUUCCUUGGCCCGACCCCUCAGGAUCUCACUCGCCAGUACGGUGAGCUCACCGGAUACACUGCUAUGCCACAAUCUUUUGCCAUCGCCUACCAUCAGUGCCGAUGGAACUACGUCACCGACGAAGAUGUCAAGGAUGUCGACCGAAGAUUUGACAAGUUCAACAUCCCAUACGAUGUCAUCUGGCUUGAUAUUGAAUACACACAGGAGAAGAAGUACUUCACUUGGGACCCUCUUACCUUCCCCAACCCCGAUGGAAUGCUACAACAGCUUGACAAGCGUGAAAGAAAGUUGGUUGCUAUUAUCGAUCCUCAUAUCAAGAAUACCAAUGACUACCCAGUCAUCGAUGAACUCAAGCAGAAGGAUCUAGCUGUCAAAAACAAGGAGGGCAACCAUUACGAUGGAUGGUGCUGGCCUGGCUCUUCUAUGUGGGUCGACUGCUUCAAUCCGACUGCUGUUGAGUGGUGGAAGACUUUGUUCAAGUAUGACAAGUUCAAGGGGACUGCUCCUAACACUUUCAUCUGGAAUGACAUGAACGAGCCAUCCGUAUUCAACGGCCCUGAGACUACUAUGCCCAAGGACAACCUGCACCAUGGCAACUGGGAGCACCGCGACGUGCACAACAUCAACGGCAUGACCUUCCACAAUGCGACAUACCAAGCUAUCACUGAGCGUAAGAAGGGUGAGCUUCGCCGUCCUUUUGUCCUUACUCGUGCCUUCUACUCUGGCAGUCAGCGCUCUGCAGCCAUGUGGACUGGCGACAACCAAGCAGAUUGGCCUCAUCUUGAGGCUUCUAUCCCCAUGGUUCUGAACCAGGGUAUCUCUGGCUUCCCCUUCGGAGGUGCAGAUGUCGGAGGUUUCUUCGGUAACCCCAGCAAGGAAUUGUUGACCCGAUGGUACCAGGCGGGCAUCUACUACCCAUUCUUCCGUGGUCAUGCUCACAUUGACACUCGUCGUCGUGAGCCCUACAUCGCUGGAUCACCAUACACUGAGAUCAUCACCCAGGCCCUUCGCCUGCGGUACCAGCUGCUCCCUGCUUGGUACACUGCUUUCCGUGAAGCUCACGUAACUGGUGCUCCAAUCAUCCGUCCAAACUUCUGGGUCCAUCCAGAUGACGAGGCUGGCUUUGAGGUUGAUGACCAGCUUUACAUUGGCUCCACCGGACUUCUCGCCAAGCCAGUCACAAAGGAGGGCGCUGACAGCGUCUCUGUAUACAUCGCAGACGACCAGCCUUACUACGACUACUUUGACUACACUAUCUACAGCGGCAAAGGUCACCACACCGUCCCCGCCCCUCUCGAAAAGAUUCCCCUCCUCAUGCAAGGCGGCAACAUCAUUCCCCGCCGCGACCGUCCGCGUCGCUCAUCCGGCCUCAUGAAAUACGACCCCUUCACCCUCGUCGUCAACCUCGACAAAGACGGCAACGCGGUAGGCACCCUCUACCUCGACGACGGCGAAACCUUCGACUACGAAAUGGGCGCCUUCAUCCACCGCCGCUUCUCCUUCGACGGCGCUCGCCAAAUCCUCACCUCCUCCAACCUCGACACCAACCAGCGCACCGUCAAGUGCGAGAAGUACCUUAAGACUAUGGAGAAUGUCCGUGUUGAAAAAAUUAUUGUUAUCGGUGCGCCUAAGGCUUGGAAGGACAAACAUGAGGUUGUGGUUAUGCAGGAGGGUGAGAAGGAGACUCGUAGGAAGAAAUCUGUACCCCUGGAAUUCCAUCCUGCACAGGGCAAGAAGGCGGCGUUUGCGGUUGUGAGGGAUCCUCGCAUUUUUGUUACGAGGGGGUGGAAGGUAGAUUUUGGGGACAAGGGCGUGGGACAUGAGCAUCAUGGGCAUGAGCAUUAG